AUGGAUGGUUACUUUAUGAGAAUUUGGGGAGAUUUAGGGAUUGAUAAAGUUGCACAAUUGAAUAGAGGAGUAUUUCUGGUGAGAUUUCAUAGUGCAGAAAGUAGAAGUAAAGUAGUGGAAGAAGGUGUUCAAAUGUUUGAUAGGAAGCCAGCCAUUGUGAAACCAUGGAAGCCAGAUAUGGAGAUAACAAAGGAACAAAUGGAGAAGAUUCCAAUUUGGGUGAGAUUUACAGGCUUAGACAUCAAGUACUGGGGGAAAGUGGCCCUAACAAAGAUAGCUGGGUUAAUUGGUAAACCUCUAAAGGCAGAUACUGCUACUACUAAAACGGAGAGGCUAAUGUAUGCAAGAGUGCUAGUAGAGGUAAAAUUGAAUCAACAGUAUCCAAUAAGUAUAAAAUUUGAAAAUGAGGUGGGCAAAAUAGUAGAGCAGGAUGGCAUUAUGAGUGGAAACCUGUACUGUGUGAGAAGUGUAAGAAUUAUGGUCAUGAAAUUGUGGAAUGCAGAAAGUAUAUACAGGAAGAAAAAGAGAAGACUGAACAACAACAAGUGA
Messenger RNA from Nicotiana attenuata, 549 nucleotides. RefSeq lists its product as uncharacterized. The record is from RefSeq and is a predicted model, not a curated record. NCBI's taxonomy places the organism in Eukaryota, Viridiplantae, Streptophyta, Magnoliopsida, Solanales, Solanaceae. The coding region runs from base 1 to 549 and encodes 182 amino acids. The transcript has a single exon.